UAUCACAACGACGCGCGCUUGGUCAGCGAUAUAAAUAUAAGACGAGAGCUUCACUUAUUUCAUUAGUUGUAUGUCGGAAGCGGACAUCGCUAUGUCGAAUUACGAUUCCCUGCUGCUGCUGUCACUUGCGUUCGCGCUGCUUCUCGCCCAUGGUGAUGCGGCACGAAUACCCCGACAAGAACCCACGACGACGGCAGAGAAUUGCGGUUACAAGGCUUGCCAUGCCGUUGACCCGAACAAACUUAACAUUCACUUGGUCGCACAUACUCAUGACGAUGUCGGCUGGUUGAAAACUGUAGAUCAGUAUUACUUCGGAAGUCACUCCAUGACCCAAAAAGCCGGCGUGCAAUACAUCCUCGAUAGCGUUGUCCAAGCACUGCUGGCCGAUCCCAAUAGGAGAUUCAUUUAUGUGGAGACUGUUUUCUUCUGGAAAUGGUGGCAACGGCAGAACGAAAAGGUGCAGGCUGACGUAAAGAUGCUGAUCAAUGAGGGACGAUUGGAAAUCAUUGGAGGGGCAUGGAGCAUGAACGACGAGGCUACCACUCACUACCAUUCGAUAGUCGAUCAAUUCACCUGGGGAUUCAGGCGACUCAACGACACAUUCGGUAGCUGCGCCAGGCCACAUAUAGGAUGGCAAAUAGAUCCUUUUGGCCACUCCAGGGAACAAGCUUCUCUAUUCGCGCAGAUGGGAUUCGACGGAAUGCUCUUCGGUCGUAUCGAUUAUCAGGACAAGGCCAAAAGACUGCGCGAGAAGUCGAUGGAAUUCAUCUGGAAGAGCAGUCCGAGUUUAGGUCAACGAGCGGAUUUGUUCACGGCUGCGAUGUUCAACACUUACAGUCCACCACCGGGAUUCUGCUUUGACGUUUUGUGCGCGGACGAGCCGAUGAUCGAUGACCCCGAUAGCCCGGACUACAACAUUGAUGCAAGAGUGAAGAUGUUCAUGAAGUACGCACAACGUCAAGCGAGUGCCUACAAAACUAAUCACAUUAUUCUCACUAUGGGUGAUGACUUUAACUAUCAGCACGCGGAAAUGUGGUUUGGUAACCUGGACAAGCUGAUCAAAUAUACGAACGAUCGCAAUGGUUCUACGGUCAACGUACUUUACUCGACACCCUCGUGUUACCUGAAAGCACUGCAUGAACAAGAUCUCCGAUGGCCGACCAAGAGCGACGACUUCUUCCCGUAUGCGAGCGAUCCUCACGCCUAUUGGACAGGCUACUUCUCGUCGAGACCGACAGUGAAGUACUUCGAGCGGAUGGGAAAUAACUUGCUGCAGGCAAGCAAGCAGCUCGUCGUACUGACGGAUCUGAAGGAUCACGACAAACAGUUGGAACAUUUCCGCGAAGCUAUGGGAGUGAUGCAGCAUCAUGACGCUGUUACUGGCACCGAGAAGCAGUUGGUCGCAGACGAUUAUUCACGUAUAUUGUAUAAGAGUAUGCAUUACGCCGAAGACAUCUUGUCGGAAGCUGUAGGGAAAUGGUCAAGAAGAACGCUAAAUUUGACGAUGUCCACAUGCUUGGAGCUGAACAUUAGCUCCUGCGUAUUCACCGAGGGAAGUGACAAGUUCCUAGUUACGGUUUACAAUCCUCUAAGUCGACCGAUUCCCACUUAUGUUCGCCUUCCAGUUGAAGGAAAUGCUUAUGAUGUUCAAUUGGUUGGUCAAAACGAUGAAACGUAUCCGGUUGGGAGUACAACGACCCAAAUAGUUCCGAUUCCUCGAAACGUUCGAAAUAUCCCAGGACGAAUAAGCAAAACGGAGAACGAACUUGUCUUCCGUACUGACAACAUUCCUCCCGUCGGUAUGUUGUCCUACCUCAUCACUAGAAAACAGCAGAAAAAUACUCCAGAGGUUCAACCAGAGAAUUUCAUAAGCAGUGAGUUAUACAAUAUAUCCAUCAACAACGAUGGCAAUGUGGUAGUAAACUUCAACAAGCAGAAGAACAUGAACUUCGUACAGUCCUUCCAUUACUACGAAGGAGCGGAGGGUGAUAACAAGGUUUUCGAAAAUAGAUCGUCCGGCGCGUAUAUCUUCAGGCCCAAAAACGAAUCAAUCAAUAAUUUCAUCUACACUGGAUCGUACGAAAUUUACAAAGGUCCGGUUGUGCAAGAAAUUCAUCAGACGAUAAACGAAUGGGUUAGUCAAGUAAUCCGAGUCUAUCUAGAAGAGGAACAUGUCGAGUUUGACUGGCUCGUUGGGCCAAUACUUGUAAAAGAUAAAAUUGGCAAAGAGAUUAUUACCAAAUACACGAGCAAUUUAAAAACGGAUGGAGUAUUCUAUACGGACAGCAAUGGAAGAGAAAUGUUGAAGCGUGUGAGAAAUUACAGACCAACAUGGGACCUAGAGUUGCACGAGCCAGUAUCUGGGAAUUAUUAUCCAGUGACCAGCAAGAUUGCUAUCAAAGACGAGGAGAAGCAAUUAAAGCUCAAUGUCCUAACCGAUCGUGCUCAAGGUGGAAGCAGUAUGGACGACGGCGCCGUUGAACUGAUGAUUCAUCGAAGACUUCUGAAGGAUGAUGCUUUCGGUGUCGGCGAAGCGUUGAAUGAGUCUGCGUAUGGCGAAGGUUUGGUAGUAAGGGGCACGCAUUAUCUCUUGGGAGGUGGAUUGAAGAAUUUGGAUAACUUCGUAUUGAAGGAGAAAGAGUUGGCCCUUAAAUUGGCCCUACAUCCUUGGAUCUUAGGUUCGCCCGUCCUCAAUAAUCUUGAGGACAUCCAUAAUACAGACAAGACCUUUGUUUCGGGGCUUAAUAAAUUACUGCCACCGAACGUGCACAUACUUACGUUAGAGCCGUGGAAGGACGAUACAAUUUUGUUAAGACUAGAACAUCUCUUCGAGGUCGGCGAAGCGCAGCAGAUGUCUCAACCUGUGGAAGUCAACAUACAGGAUCUAUUUUCAACAUUCUCCAUUCUGUCGAUUGAAGAAACCACGCUUGGUGCUAACCAGCGAUUGAGCGAUAUGAAUCGUAUGAAAUGGGAACCAGAAACCAAUGAUAUUCUUCAGGAGAUAGAACAAAAUAUGCAACCUGUGCAAAUUCAAGACAAUGUAGUCAAUGUUCUCUUAAAGCCGAUGGAAAUACGUACUUUUAUCCUGACUGUGAAACGUAAACCUCUUUAAUUUUUAUUGAAAUGAUCUAUUUUUUUCUGAAUAUUGAAUUAAUUUCAUUAUACUUUUCUACUAUUGUACAUAUGCAAUUAUUAUUAAGAAAUAUAAUUACAUAAUACAAGGCAAA
Harpegnathos saltator (Jerdon's jumping ant) is the source of this 3227-nucleotide messenger RNA. It is a transcript of the gene LManII, whose product is annotated as Lysosomal alpha-mannosidase II. Gene Ontology annotation, cellular component: lysosome. NCBI's taxonomy places the organism in Eukaryota, Metazoa, Arthropoda, Insecta, Hymenoptera, Formicidae. The transcript has 17 exons. The record is from RefSeq and is a predicted model, not a curated record. Gene Ontology annotation, molecular function: carbohydrate binding; alpha-mannosidase activity. The coding region runs from base 71 to 3112 and encodes 1013 amino acids. Gene Ontology annotation, biological process: mannose metabolic process.